Molecule: messenger RNA, 947 nt
Organism: Macrosteles quadrilineatus (aster leafhopper)
Lineage: Eukaryota; Metazoa; Arthropoda; Insecta; Hemiptera; Cicadellidae
Exons: 4
Coding region: 41-688 (215 amino acids)
Source: RefSeq, a predicted model, not a curated record
GGAGCAUUGGGCUGGCAAGUGGCGGGACCUACUACUGCACAUGACCUGCGUGGACCAGUGGCGAGCAGACCCUUUCCGAUCUUGCAGUCUCAGUUGCAAGAAGGGCCCGCCCUGUGGUCUGCCCAUGAUCGACCUGUCUACACUACUGGGGCCCCCGGAGGUGCGCGUGGUGAGGCUGAGUCUCACUACGAGGCCCCAAGAUGUCAGGGGCCCCACAGAGCUACCUCGGGCCCCGCGGCCCCCACGCCUCACACACUCACCACUACGGCUCCGACCACGCAGAACUAGGAAGAAGAAGGGCCAGAAGACCUCUGGGGGCGACACUGACAAUAACAAACUGCCUCUGUCCGUGACCCUAGGCCGUGCCCUAGGUGCCCAGGUCCAACCUCUGAUGGCCAUCCUUAUGUCGCCCAGGGUGCGAUCGUCUUCGCUACACUCUGACGAUUCUGCUGAAGACGAGCGGUCAGAAGACGAAGCUAAGACGAGUCCAAAGUCCAAGACGCCUCUAUUGUCCAUCACGUCGCUGGAGUUGCCAGAUUUGGCGCCUGCGCGUAACCCAGCCUGCCAGCCAGUACGGCGCGUGCGCACAAGUGUCCGGCGCAGUCGCCCCCCUCCACCGCAGUGUACAGUGACCAACGCGCAGGCGCAAAACAUAUCCUGCGCCGGCCUCGCGCUCACUAAGAAAUGAGGAACGUACAGUAUGCGGUGUUCAUUAUGCAAUGCUUUUAAUAUGAAGUAGAGCGAUAUUAUUUUACCACCGCAUUAGUAUCUUGGACGAUUACCGGGGUCAAGCCUCCUAGCGGAUUUAAGGGGUUGAAUUACAUUACGGAAAUGAAAUCAUAAAAUAGGAUCAAUGAAAUCUCUACGCUGGACUGGACAUAUUCCAAAAUUGUCUUUGAAUAUAGUAAAUUUCUGUAAUGAAAUAGAAAUACAUUUGUAUACGUUGU